AUAACGGCUCGGCCUCAGUCACUACCAAGAGCUCGUGGUACACACACGCACCAUGUCCGAAAUAGCGACCAGUCUGUGGGACGAACUCACCAGCCCCAUCAACCUAGUUCUCUUAGCUUUCAUAGUGUACCUUAUUUACAAGAUAAUACAGUCCAAUUUCGAAUCAAACGCCCCAGUAGCCCCGCCGGCACCGCCGUUACCAAAAAUCCGGAAAGACCUCACAGUUUCUGAACUGAAACAGUACGAUGGUACACAAGCCGACGGCAGAGUAUUGUUAGCAGUGAAUGGUGUUAUAUUUGACGUCACCAGAGGGAAGAGAUUUUACGGACCAGGUGGUCCUUACUCCGCGUUCGCUGGCAAGGAUGCGACGAGGGGUCUUGCGACUGGUCAGGUAGCAGCGAGUGACAAGGAGUGGGAUGACACCAGUGACCUCUCGCCUGAUGAGGUCGCUUCGGCCAAAGAAUGGGAGGAACAGUUCAGAGAAAAAUAUGACAUCGUGGGGCAGUUACUGAAGCCGGGCGAACAACCAAAGAAUUACGACAAUGAAGAGGAGAAGAAGGAACUGUAGAUAUUGUUAAUUUUUUAUAAGGGUUUACCAAAGUGACUGAAACUAUUUUAGCCUUUCCGCUGGAGUGUAUCUUUAGAUUGUUCACAUUUUUUUCCCGAAGACAGUGAAACCUAUAGACUUUGUCAUAUUUUCCGUUUCACUCAUACAAAAAAGAAGAACAACAUUAAAAAUAAAGAGACGAAACAAGACAGAGCGCUAAUAUAUUGUGUGCCUUGUCGUGCGUAUUACAACAUCUACCUUGCCGCUUUCUAUGAGAUAAGCUCGGAACUUAUAUGGAAAUGAUACUCAUAUAUAAUUUGGUUACGACACUUUUCUAUUGAUAUUAAAAUGGGAUGCGCCAAAAUUUUCCAAUGGAAAUUACAACAAAUGUUUCCACUUGCUCGUAAAUAUGGUCUCUGAAAUAGUUUGAGUUCUUUUGAAAAUUAUGGGUGUUGAUAUACUAAAUAAAUAUUUUUUUAAGGUGA
Plodia interpunctella (Indianmeal moth) is the source of this 1032-nucleotide messenger RNA. Its product is annotated as membrane-associated progesterone receptor component 1-like. The transcript is spliced from 3 exons. The record is from RefSeq and is a predicted model, not a curated record. Gene Ontology annotation, cellular component: membrane; endomembrane system; endoplasmic reticulum. The coding region runs from base 53 to 568 and encodes 171 amino acids. Lineage: Eukaryota; Metazoa; Arthropoda; Insecta; Lepidoptera; Pyralidae.